Tachysurus fulvidraco (yellow catfish) is the source of this 2044-nucleotide messenger RNA. RefSeq names its product SLC2A4 regulator (gene slc2a4rg). Gene Ontology annotation, molecular function: DNA-binding transcription factor activity; RNA polymerase II cis-regulatory region sequence-specific DNA binding. Bases 272 to 1798 code for a protein of 508 amino acids. Gene Ontology annotation, biological process: regulation of transcription by RNA polymerase II. The record is from RefSeq and is a predicted model, not a curated record. Lineage: Eukaryota; Metazoa; Chordata; Actinopteri; Siluriformes; Bagridae. The transcript is spliced from 9 exons. Gene Ontology annotation, cellular component: nucleus.
GCGGGGAUAUGCGAAAUCUUACACGGCUGCACGCGCAGUGGAGUGGGCGUGGCGUGUAUUCGGGCAGGGAGAAAAGCAAAACAAUCCGUUUAACUUGUCCCUUUACCGGCUGCAUUUGGCUUGUUUUAGUCUGCUAGCGGAAUUUAGUGUUUCCGUCGAUAUAACUGCGCUUUGUAGUCAGGACGUAGAAGAUAAAUGUAUCUUUUCUCGCUAGGUUGUAAAAUCUGCCAACAUCUUAUGCUUCUUUAGAUUCACUUUGGCCUGUUUGAAAAUGACUUCGAAGCGCCUCCUCGAUAAGAGUCCGGCUGCUGUGAGAGGGACCGGUGCCGGGCACGUAGUGUACGGGGGAAACUACUGCACUAAAGUCAGCGAGCACUUUUCAACAAAGACAGCAGGAGUUAUAACGAGAAAGAAAGCGCCCGCGACCGUAAACGGGUUUGACACCCAGGUAGUGGACACUUGCUCCCCGCAGGAGCCCAGCAAAGAACCCUGUACUAUUGGAAGCCAGUGGGCUUCAGGCAGAGAGAAGCACAAUAGCAAAAAAAAGGCCUUCUGUACAAGUGGGGAGCGUGAAAGGGAUGUGGGUCCAGGGGAGGUCCUGAAUUGCAGUUGUACUCAUCGUUUGAGCAUAAAUGGACAGAGGCAAGAGGACCACAUGCAAGUGGACUCCAUAAUUUCAUUAAGGAGCAUGUUGCCGCUACGUGUUACAGAUGUUUCUGUAGAGGAGAUCUACGCGUCCUCUCAUAUCCCCGUCCCUCGCAACAGGAAGCCCUCAGGCCAUGCUGAUAAGGAGGUGAUGGCAGCUACUGUCUUGACCACUCUGUCCACAAGCCCACUGGUGCUCAACCCUUCCCUUGGUGCCUCAGCAGGUGGAGUAUCUGAAACAUCCUGCAGGGGAUGGAAGGAGAGUCUGUCAGCCAGCUACAGCAGCUCCACCAGUGGCAACUGGAGCUGGGAUGCCAGUGACCAGUCAGUGCCCUCCACACCAUCCCCACCGCUAUCCACCGAUGUCAGCAAGAGCUUCCUGAUCUACUCACAGGGGGAGGACAACAUUGAGGAGGCAGAGAGCACCCACUUUCUGUUUGAGGACCCAAUUCCUCGGAAACGGAAGAACUCCAUGAAGGUGAUGUUCAAAUGUUUGUGGAAGAAUUGUGAAAAGGUCCUUAGCACUUCCUCAGGGAUCCAGCGGCACAUCCGCACCAUACACCUGGGGCGGAAUGGAGAUUCUGACUACAGCGAUGGUGAGGAGGACUUCUACUACUCAGAGAUUGAGGUGAACAUGGACAGUCUAACUGAAGGCCUGUCAAACCUCACACCGACCUCACCCACCACCAUUGGCCCUCCUCCUGUCUUUCCACUUGGCAGUGACCUGGCGCGAUCCAAGUCUGGCACUGUAGUCAACAGUCCGCUCAGCCAGUCAGCUCCCUCCACAUUGUGCCAUAUCCGUACUGACCAUGCCUACCAGGCCACUGCUCCUGUCAGCAUUCCUACCGUGUCCGCUGAGCCUUUGCACAGCCACAGGGAAAUCAGUGUUUCCUGGCAAUCACCUUCCAUUAUUUUUAAAAGCCAACCAGGUGCUCAUGUUGGCAUUUUGAGUGCUGGGGAGAAGAGACAGCCUGUCACACAUGCCAUCAGCAAGACGCAUACCACCACCAUAUCUACACCAAAACCUAGCACUGGAACCAGAAAACCCCGGGGAGAAGCAAAGAAAUGUCGCAAAGUGUACGGAAUGGAGAAGAAAGAUCUGUGGUGCACAGCAUGCCGCUGGAAAAAAGCUUGUCAGCGCUUUACUGACUGAUUUUACCCUUUUCUUACAAACACAACAGCUCUUCUAACACCAGUGUCUGAAACUGAUUCAUUGUUGACACCCUCUUGUGCACAGAUUCCAUUUGCUGAGGACUCUCACAGUUGGGUAAGGGGCUUUUCUAUUAAGUGAGCUGUUUUGUGUCCUCCACAUGACAGUGAAAUACUGUACAUGUAGCGCGUGUGAAACAUUGGAAAAAAGUUACAAAAAAUACAGAAUGCAUUACCUUUUGCAGCACUA